This is a messenger RNA of Anopheles merus, 2978 nucleotides long. RefSeq names its product sphingomyelin phosphodiesterase 4. Gene Ontology annotation, biological process: glycerophospholipid catabolic process; sphingomyelin catabolic process; ceramide biosynthetic process. Gene Ontology annotation, molecular function: sphingomyelin phosphodiesterase D activity. The transcript is spliced from 7 exons. Bases 282 to 2507 code for a protein of 741 amino acids. The record is from RefSeq and is a predicted model, not a curated record. Lineage: Eukaryota; Metazoa; Arthropoda; Insecta; Diptera; Culicidae.
CCUGUUGCAACAACGCUUCACCCCCAAACGUUCGGUCCAGCUUGCGGCUGUGUGUACAUCGAUGGGAAUAUAGCAACAUAUUUCACUGCAAGCCGGCUCGUCCCCGUGUGUUUCGCGCGGUGUGCGAAUGAGUGGAGCCGAGUUUUCCCCCCCUUUUUUGCGGCCCUUUGCCCAUUUUGAUUUGCUACCGGCGUUCGACGUGCCACACCGAACCCCACCAAACUAUAAAGAACUAGCUACUAUGUGCCCGCCUAAACGCACGCACCACGCUGCCUGAAGUAAUGUAUUCCUCCAAGCCGAUGAAUGUAAACAUGAUGAUGAAUCCUCAAAUAUACUGCCAUAUUACGGACGUGCUGCGUCAGCCGAUCGUGCGGCGCUGCGAAGAGCUGCGGACCAUAUUCGAGCACGAAUGUGUGCACGAUCUGCACGACAUGUUUCCGCUGCUGAUCAGCUCCAUCUUCGAUCUGACCGGGCCGGGCUGGAACUUGCGCAAAAUUACGCGCGAAAAUGCCCCGUGCGAGUUCGACGUGCUGCAGGAGUUUUUCUCGCCGCUGCGCGGGCCCAUGAUACGGCUCUGCUACAAGCUGAUAGAUCGAAACAAGUACGAAGUGCCUAUUGCAUAUCUGCCGGUAAAAAUGCAGCACAUGCUACUUGCCGGCCUGUACCCUCCGUUCUAUUCGAAGCGUAUCCGAAUCGAUCCAUUCAGUCGAACCGUCGUGGGAUUGACUCUGAAUUCGUUCGAAUACUUUCUGCUAUUCUUCGCCCUGUACGGUGUGGUGCCGCUGCGUAACCUGUACACGAGCAUGGCCCUAGCGGCCGCCGACAAUGAUCGCAGCGAAACGAUCUACCUAAUACUGGCCGCCGAUCUGUCGAUCGUGUUCGUGCCGAGCGAUCCGGACGUGUAUCUGCUCGCGCCGGAAGUCACGCCGAUGCGGCCGGCGCCACCAAUCAACCGGAUGAAAAAUAAAAAGAAUCCCACCGGCACGCUCAAAUAUUUGCUACCGCAGCGGCUGCUCCCGCAGGAGCCGGAGACGAAACCGCACCGGGUGGACGCAAUAGCGGAAGCGUUCCACUGGCGAUCGGAAGCGUUCAUCUACCUGCUGUCGGACGUGUGGCUCGGCACGGAGGUGGACCAGACGGCCGUCCUGCCCGACAUCGAUCUGGUGCGGUACGUGCGCAUACUGGUGAAGCAGCUGCACGGCUUCGCGAACUGCACCGAGGUCGGCACGAACACGCAGGUCGAGCGGCUGCGCCAGGACACGGCCGGGCUGAUGGUGCCGCGCAUCACCGUCUUUCUGCGCUGCCUGUUUAUGCUCUGGCCGCUCGACCAGUCGUUCACGCACGUGCUCGAGCUGUGGCUCAGCUACAUCCAGCCGUGGCGGUACGUGGACGGCAAGCCGCCGAGCAAGCAGUACGAUCUGCCGAUCGAUCCGCGCUACCACGCGUUCGUCGCCUCCAACCUGAACGCGUACAGCGAGAUGUUCGUGUGGCUGGUGACGCGGGUGGCGGCGAGCGAGCUGCCGAUCCAGCGCUACACGCUGCUGCUGUUCCGCACGCUCAAGGUGUUCGGGCAGGGCGAUCUGCUGGCGCUGCUGCGGCAGCAGACCGAGCGCCAGUGCAAGAUCAAGCAGAACUCGGACACGGUGGUGCAGGUGCUGCCGGUCAACCGCAAGCAGUACGAGCUGAUCACGUUCCCGUUCGACGAUCCGCGGCCCGGCCUGAUCCGGCACGAGGCCCUGCUGGUGCCGAUGUUCGCCGACCAGGUGCAGCUGGCGCUGGAAACCAUCACCGAGCGGGUGUGCGCCCGCAUCGUGGACAACCGGGCGGCGCUCGCCAAGCUCGCCGCCGAGGCGAAGUACGCGGGCGACUCGUGGACCAGCUGGAUGCCGCUGAACGUGAUCCGGCGGAAGGAGUGCGAGCGGGCGGCGGCCGACCUGACCGACGAGCAGAACCGGCUCGAAUUUGCGGUGCAGAUACUCGAGCAGGGCUUCUACACGGUCCCGGUGUACAAGCAGCGCGAACCGACGCCCCCGUCCGACUACCUCACCGCGGAGCGGGCGCUGAUGCCGGGCCCGAUGGACAUCGGGGACGACGCGCUCCGGCCGAUCACGAGCAGCGAGUGCCGGUUUCUGGUGCGCUUCCUCUACCAGCUCAGCAGCAAGCUGAACGUGAUGUUCGGCGACGACCUGCAGCGGCUGUGGCACCGGGACGGGCUCGUCGGCCGGCUGGCGCGCCGCACGCUCCAGCCGCCCACCACCAUCUCGGAGUUUACCCGCAUGCCGAUCUGCACGCACGGCUCGAAAACGCUCGUACGGACGAAGGUGGGCCCGCGCAUCAGCCUGCGCUUUCUCGGCUCCUACACCGCGAUCGUCACCGUCAGCUGCUCGUUCCUGGCCGGCUACCUGCUGUUCGGCACGCCGAGCUACGGCUUUAUCGCCCUGCUGCUGGUGGCGUUCCUGUACAUACUGGUCAAACCGGAAGGCAAGGCGAAGCAUCGUACGCCCUAGCGCACGUCGGGUGAGGGGUGUUUAGGCGAUUUCCUGUAUAUUUACUUUUUAUAAGUACCAAAUGCCAAUGGUACCAACGCGUGCAUGAAAGGAAUUGGCAUAGAUUAUAUUUAGACCAUAUGCUAGGCGGAGGUAGAACGAGCGCAGCAAACCAAUCGAAUGCUUUGUGUGUACGCGUGUGUAUUGCCAUCGUUGUCCGUGCGUCAGAUGCGUGGAAGCUCACCUACCGCCACGCUACAAAGCAAGUCGCAAGCUGUACUACUCCUCUGCACCUUAAGAUAGAACGGGAAAAUUGUAGUACAUUUACUUCGUUAGUAAAAUAUUCAAACAAAACCUUUGAGCCUGUUUCUGUUUCAUGCAUUGAAUUUAAUUUUCACGAACUGAAUUAUUCACUGUUGUACAAUAGUUCGCCGAGCAAUAGUUUCUUCUAAUUAAAUAAAAAUAAACCCUGAAAUAUGUCAAGUUUUCGUA